AUGACAGAUCAACGGUUCCAUGACUUGAUAUCAAAGUUUCCCCUUCUCAAGAACUUGCAUGUGAAACGAUGUCGUAUCUUGAAGGCGAUCAAGAUCUCAAGUAACCGGCUAGAGAGAUUCAGCUUUGUUGAGUGCUUAUUCAUGCGUCCAUUGGUGAAGGUUGAAAUUGAUGCUCCAAAUUUGAUCUUCUUCGAAUAUAGUGGUGGAGUAGAACCAGGAGCCAUGUUAUUGCCGGUAUUCGAAGAUCGAUUGCCCUUGCCCUAUGAAGUUGAGCCCUUGCCAUAUAAAGUUGAGCAAUUGCAGCUAGAUUUACAGUCACCAUCAUCAUCAUCUACUUAUGCAGAUAUUUUGCACAAUUUGCUUCAGAUUUGCCGCCCUCUCACUAUAAUUGCAUUAAAAGAUCAUGAAUUAAUCAUAAAGUAUUUCUAUGAGACACUUUUGAGCAAAGAAGAUCUAAGUUGUUGCAACUCUAAGGAUGUCAAAUGUUGGAAACAUUACUUAAAAGAUGUAAAGAUUCGUAGCAGAAUUGAAGGGAUUGAAGCUGAGACACCUCUAUGCUUGAAAACUUUAUGUGGAGCUUAUGUGAAAGGGAACCAGAAAAUUUGUCUUAUAUUAAAAUGGUCACAUGGUUACAAUGUAUAA
This is a messenger RNA of Corylus avellana, 642 nucleotides long. NCBI's taxonomy places the organism in Eukaryota, Viridiplantae, Streptophyta, Magnoliopsida, Fagales, Betulaceae. The record is from RefSeq and is a predicted model, not a curated record.